AGUACUAGAGUAGAUAUGUUGGAAGAGUCAAGAGUGGAAGGAAAAGUUGCUGUGAUUAAUAUUUGCAAAUAUUUUAAUCUAAUUCUAAAUUUUAUUCGUUAAAUUUAUUAUAAUUAGUUAAAUGAGUUAAUUUUAAUUCGUAUGGUUAUAAUUAUGCUUAAUCAAUUAAAUGAUUGAGUAAUUUACUAUAUAAUUCUCAAUUUUUAAAAGUUCCAUUAUUUAUUAUUUAUAAAAACUGAAAAUUUUCAAUCAUUCAGUGUGAAAAUGAAUUGUAUUAAGUGUAUAAAAUAUAGAUCUGGCUUGAGACUUCAUUUAUUUGAAAAUAUGAAUUACAUUCAUAAUGGUAUGACAUUGCAAAUCCAGACAUCAAGUAAAAACUAUUUGGCUAAAUCACUUCAACUAUAUGAACAGUACAAUAAUAAAAAUGAUGAACAAAGUAUUAGAAAAUCUAAUAUUAAUGAAAAUUUGAAAGAAAUUUGUCUUGCAGAAGAUCUACUGAAUGAUUUCAAAACAAGCCAAAUAGAACAAGGUUACAAAAAUAGUAUACUUACUAGAAUUACUAAAAAUGAUGGAAAUAAAAAAAUUAACAAAUUAACUGAAGGUCCUAGUUUGAAUGAUUUUUUAAAAAGUCCAACACCUCUUAUAAGUACACAAAUACUAUCAAAGAAUGUUCCAUAUUUACCCGACAAUGCUAAAGAAAGCAUACAAAAAGUUUACAUAGAGGUAUAUGGAUGCCAAAUGAAUGUCAAUGAUGCUGAAAUAAUUUCGGCAAUUUUGAAGAAAAGCAAUUAUGAAAUAACACAGAAAAUGAUUGAUGCAAAUAUUGUUUUACUAAUAACAUGCUCAAUUAGAGACAGUGCAGAACAGAAAAUAUGGACUAAAUUACAUUUUCUGAAACAUUUUAAGAGAAAAAGUAAUGUUUCAAAAAUUGGGCUUCUAGGCUGUAUGGCAGAGCGUUUGAAAAAAAAAAUUAUUGAAAAAGAAAAAUUAGUUGAUGUCAUAGCUGGUCCAGAUUGUUAUAACGAUUUGCCCAGGUUGUUAGCUAUCAGUAAUGAGCAUGAAACUGCUAUUAAUGUAGCUUUAUCAUUUGACGAAACAUAUGCAGAUGUUACACCUAUUAGAUUAAAUCCAGAUUCAAAAACUGCCUAUGUUUCUAUAAUGAGAGGCUGUGACAACAUGUGUACAUAUUGUAUAGUACCUUUCACUAGAGGCAGAGAAAGAUCCCGACCAAUAAUUAGUAUACUAGAUGAAAUAAAACAUUUAUCAGAUCAGGGUGUUAAAGAGAUUACUCUGCUGGGACAAAAUGUCAAUAGUUAUAGAGAUCUUACUGAAUCAAAUUUCAGUAUCAAUCAUAAAAAAAAAACUAAUCUUGCACAUGGAUUCAAAACUGUGUAUAAAAAUAAAGAAGGAGGAUUGAGAUUCUCUGAUUUACUUGACAAAGUUUCACUAUUAGAUUCAGAAAUGAGAAUAAGAUUUACCUCUCCACAUCCAAAAGAUUUUCCUGAUGAAGUUCUUCAUUUGAUUUCUGAACGACCAAAUAUUUGCAAACAAAUUCAUUUGCCUGCUCAAAGUGGUAGUACAGCAGUUUUGAAUAGAAUGAGAAGAGGCUAUUCACGAGAAGCAUAUAUAAAUUUAGUGCAUCACAUUCGAAGUAUUAUUCCAGAUGUAGCUUUUUCUAGUGAUUUUAUUGCUGGAUUUUGUGACGAGACCGAAGAAGAAUUUAGCGAAACUUUAUCGCUCAUAGAAGAAGUUAAAUAUAGUACAGCAUACUUAUUUGCCUAUAGUAUGCGAGAAAAAACUACUGCUCACCGACGCUAUGUCGAUAACGUUGACAAAGUUGUCAAACAUGAGAGGCUUGUAAAAAUGAUACAAUUAUAUAGAAAAGAAGUAGAAAAAAUAUACAAAAGUCAAAUUGGGCAACAACAAUUAAUUUUAGUAGAAGGCGAAAGUAAACGUUCUAUUAAAGAUUUGCAAGGGCGAAAUGAUGGCAAUAUUAAAGUAAUUUUUCCAAAUGAAUCGAUACCAGUUAGUAAAACAUCUACACAUCAUGAAAAAGUAAAAAAAGGAGAUUACAUUGUAGUACAUGUGUGCAAUGCAAAUUCACAAAUUUUAACAGCAAUACCAUUAUAUCAUUCGUCCAUAAGUGAAUUCAAUUCAGAAAAUAGUUUUCAUAAUAAAAUAAUGUUUUAAAAUUUCCAAAAAGUCAUUUUGGUCUUUUGUUUUCUUAAAAAUCUUUAAAAAAAUGUUAUAGAUUUUACAUUUUGAGAUUUUUCAAUGAAUAAUAUAAAUGGUAAAAGUUUUUUUCUAUACUGAAAAGUAAGAAAGCAUGACUCAGAUCAUGCUAUAAUUACGAAUGGAGAUUUUACAAUGUAA
Molecule: messenger RNA, 2373 nt
Organism: Phymastichus coffea
Lineage: Eukaryota; Metazoa; Arthropoda; Insecta; Hymenoptera; Eulophidae
Product: mitochondrial tRNA methylthiotransferase CDK5RAP1
Exons: 8
Coding region: 265-2190 (641 amino acids)
Biological process (GO): tRNA modification; negative regulation of cyclin-dependent protein serine/threonine kinase activity
Cellular component (GO): mitochondrion; cytosol
Molecular function (GO): 4 iron, 4 sulfur cluster binding; tRNA-2-methylthio-N(6)-dimethylallyladenosine(37) synthase activity
Source: RefSeq, a predicted model, not a curated record